Messenger RNA from Ochlerotatus camptorhynchus, 1834 nucleotides. RefSeq names its product nose resistant to fluoxetine protein 6-like. Lineage: Eukaryota; Metazoa; Arthropoda; Insecta; Diptera; Culicidae. Gene Ontology annotation, molecular function: acyltransferase activity, transferring groups other than amino-acyl groups. The transcript is spliced from 11 exons. Bases 1 to 1821 code for a protein of 606 amino acids. The record is from RefSeq and is a predicted model, not a curated record.
AUGGUGAACAUUGUGAAGUUUAUUGGUGCUAUCUUACCAUUGAUAGCGCUGUUGGUAGAUUGCAAUGGAGAAUUCCUCGAAUUAUCCCAGUAUCAUCGAAUGCCGAAGAUGGCCGAAACAGACGAUUACGAUCAGUGUAUGCAAGAGUCCGUUCCAGGCGAGAUCGCUGUCUUUUGCAUGACACGAGCGGUCAUCAAACCGGACAAAAGUUCUGAUCUCUGGAAUUUGAUUGAGGAUUUUUCCAAUGAUCGGAGGCAUCACAAUCAUGCAUUGCUAGAACGUGGCAUCUGCAUGAACGAAUGCAAGAAAUUUGUUAAAAGUUUAUCGAAUACUACGACACGAUCGCUGAUGGUGCCAAAGUUUCCGAUCGAUUUCACUUACAUUCAUGAUACAACAGUCCUCAAAGACUCGGUGAAGGAUCGUGAGAGGUACGGGAAGUUAGUGGAAAUUUGGAAAAUCCUGCUCGCUUCGUUUUCGAUUCUUCGGAAUUGGAACCGACUGACGUCCUACUCAGAAGAGCCACUGAACAAAGACCUGCGUAUUUUCCAAGCCGUUCGCUUCUGGGGAAUGUGUAUCGUCAUAUCCGGGCACAUCAUGUCAGCCUACAACUAUCUACCGCAGCAAAAUCCUAGCAAAAUGGAAAUGGCAAAUCAUAGCAUUUUCAUGUUGCUCAUUUUCGAAGGAAAACAGUUCGUACAAUCAUUUUUUGUCAUGGGAGCUUUUCUACUAACGGUGAUGGUCUUGAAGCUUGCAAAAACCCACAAAAAACCUCUUGGGAUAUCGUUCGUGCUAAAAGCCAUCCUCUACCGAUAUAUCCGACUGACACCAGCGUAUGCGUUCAUGAUUCUACUCCAUACCACAUGGAUGGCAAAGCUUCAGGACGGGCCUUGGUGGACGAUCAGAAUGGAAACUGAGCGCGUUUUCUGCCGUAGGAACUGGUGGAUAAAUUUGCUGUACCUCAACAACUACAACGAAGAACAUUGUUUCAUUCACGGGUGGUACUUGAGUUGCGAUUUCCAGCUGUUUAUUCUAGCAAUUUUACUGUUGCUAGCGAUAGUCCGAUUCAAAAAAUACGUUUUGCAGAUCUUAGCGAUUGUGGGUGUUGCUUCAGUACUGAUACCUGCCUUUUUUGUCUACCAUGACAAGCUGGACGGAACUUUGCUAGUCACACCACAAUCGGACCGAUUCUUUAGCUUGUUCGAUGAGUUUUUAAUCAAGUCAUACACAGCGCUCCACAUGAAUCUCGGAAAUUAUCUGAUAGGAAUUGUUGCUGCAAUGAUCUACCUCAAUCUAAGGAAACAGAAUGCCAACCUUGGCAUAAAAAAGUGGUUCAAAAUAGUUUGGUACUUGGUGUUCCCAGUGGGAUUCGGCACUAUGCUUUUGAACUCAAUUUUCUACAUUUAUGACUUUGAAAAACCAUCUUUGUGGAUGGCUGCCUUCUUUCCUCUGUCGAAGUACAUUUGGGGUGUCUACACCAGCCUGUUUUUUAUUGGGCUCAUCUUUGGAGUACAACCAGCAACGAAACGAGUCUUAAGCCAUCGCAUAUUCGAGAUACUGGGAAGGCUCACCUAUUCAGCCUAUCUGGCCCAUUUGUUUAUCAUACAUUUAACUCUAUACAAUAUACGGUCACCGAUCCAUUUCGGGUUUACAGAAACGAUCACGACUGUCAUCUCUAACGUUGUGUUAUCUUACCUGAUGGGACUGGUAUUAUGUUUGUUACUGGAGCUGCCGGUCACUGCUUUGCAGAAGCUAAUAUUUGCAAACAUGAAAGUAAACCACACCGAUUCUCGGGAGAAGCUAAGCGGUCCUGUAGUUCAGUGACAUCAACAUGCAG